AGCAGUUUCUACAGGAGUGGGAACUGCUAAAAGCACAGGUGGCAGAGGUGACAGAGUGUCUUAAGAAAGCUCAGCUAGAAAGAGAUGCAUACGCUCAACAACUCAGAACAGAGAGGGCAUGGUGGCAGCAGCAAAUGCUGAAAAUGGCAGGAGAAUUGAACCCCCAAUCCUGAAGCCCCCAGCAGGGCCCUCUGACUUGGAGAAGAACGUAGAAACUGAAACCAAGUACCUGAGAGACAAGCUGCGGGAACAGGAGAGACUGCAGGAGGCAAAAAUGAGGCUCUGGGAGCAGGAGGUGCCAUUUCUGAACCCUGCUGGAGCCGGUGCCCAGGAGGAGCAGGCACGGCUCUGUGAGCAGCUCCAGAAACAAUAGGUGUGUUGCC
Cebus imitator (Panamanian white-faced capuchin) is the source of this 383-nucleotide messenger RNA. RefSeq names its product golgin subfamily A member 6C-like. NCBI's taxonomy places the organism in Eukaryota, Metazoa, Chordata, Mammalia, Primates, Cebidae. Bases 119 to 373 code for a protein of 84 amino acids. The record is from RefSeq and is a predicted model, not a curated record. The transcript has 4 exons.